Rhagoletis zephyria (snowberry fruit fly) is the source of this 1303-nucleotide messenger RNA. RefSeq lists its product as uncharacterized. Gene Ontology annotation, cellular component: membrane. Lineage: Eukaryota; Metazoa; Arthropoda; Insecta; Diptera; Tephritidae. The record is from RefSeq and is a predicted model, not a curated record.
CGCGGCAAGAAAAAGGAAAAGAAAAAGUACCUCCUGCCAUUGUUGUUGCUCUUCAAACUGAAAAUGGCUGCACUCCUGCCACUUGCCAUCGGCUUCUUGGCAUUGAUCUCCUUCAAAGCGCUCGUUAUUGGCAAGAUUGCAUUACUACUGAGUGGUAUUAUUGGACUGAAAAAAUUGCUCGAAUCGAAGAAGGAGAACUACGAAGUCGUAGCACAUCCGCAUUACUCGCACGAGGAGCACGGCUAUGGACGUUCGCUGCACGAAGCGCAAAAAUUGGCCUACUCAGCGUAUCAAGAAUAGGAAAGCAAGGUUGGGAAAGCUAAAAAACGUAGAAGUUGAAUGUGGCUAAAAGGGAGUGCAAUAUGUAUAUCCUGAAAAAAAAAGAAAAACAAAAAACUUAACUUAAUUUUCUAAUUUAUUUAUUUAUUUUACUAUUUACAAUAAUUAAUUUAAAAUUUAGAACAUUUCUACGUUAAAGAAAAAAACAUGGCAGAGCGGGAGAGUAUAUAUUUGAGAGAAGAAAAAUGACAUACAUAUGUAUAAGUACGUAAAUGCAUAUAUGCGGCACAAAAUUGUCACAAUACUGUUUUGAAAAAAAAAAAAUUAUUUAUUUAGUUACUCAAUAUUUUGCGUCACUUUCUAGCGCUGUUUUGAGCCAGAGCUCAGCAGAGUUGCCAAACAAAUUUAAAUGCAUGCCAUUUCUUUUUUAUUCAGCUCGCUCGCCUGCCUGCCUAACAACUCUCCUACUAAGUACUUAGACAUAAGUAUAGGCAGACUAUGAGCAUGCUUAGUUACAUACUUUUUACUAUGUACUAUACUAUUUCUGCGCUUAACUAGUUUAUGUAUUGUAUUAUUACUCUUUUCAACUUGUUGUCACCGCUUAUUGUGUUCUUUAUUAGAGUAAGUAUGUGUAUAUGUACAAACUUUCGUAAUACAUACUUAACUUUGUGCUUUAAUGCUUUAUGUAAUGAAGUCUCACCUAAUUUAUUUUAAACUCGCAAACAGACUGGCUUUAUGAUACUACCUAGCUGAAAAUUAAACGCAACUCGAAUGGAUGAACUUUACUUAAUUUAACUAGAAACUUUACUGAAUCUAUAACUAGUGCAAGCUUUUGAACUUUCAGCACCUAACAACAAUUCACCAAUUUCAGGAAAAAGGAAGCAACUCUUGCUUACUUACAUCUCUAAAUUUGUCUCACAUAUAUACCCAUUUACACAAUAUGUAGUUUUAGAGGAAUAUUCUUCUACCACUUUACUAUAACAAUUUUUUCGCCUAGUAAACACCUUCUAGUAUUUACAUACAC